Myzus persicae (green peach aphid) is the source of this 4508-nucleotide messenger RNA. RefSeq lists its product as uncharacterized. The record is from RefSeq and is a predicted model, not a curated record. Bases 397 to 1437 code for a protein of 346 amino acids. Lineage: Eukaryota; Metazoa; Arthropoda; Insecta; Hemiptera; Aphididae. The transcript has 6 exons.
ACUCACCAUCGAAACGCAUUAUCUGCGCCUAAACGCUAUCGUUGAGCGUGGAAGAAAAAUGAUCGGAACUACCUCCAACGGAGUAGUGACCAACAGGAAGUGAAUGGCUGAACGCUGCGGACAGUGUUGUUAAUAGCAAACAAAUCUCCCCAGCGGCGUCCCGAUUUGGCUUAAUAUAAUAUGUAACUUACAGUAAUUCACAUACCUAGGCCCUAACUACAUUGGUACCAGGAUAACAUGAAGGAAGGUAAAUAAGUUAUGGGAAAAAUAACCCUGUGGCCUGUGGAACCCCAAAUGGCACCCUCGUGGGCUGUAAUCAUUGCAGCAGUAACACCGAGAAGUUGCUUAGAUAGUAGAGAAACACCACUGCCUCAAGUAUAGAACACGAAAACAACGAUGGCCGAUAGCGCACCUAUACCCCAACGAACCACGGUAGGGUGUAUACGAAAUUCGUUGUCAAGGCGCUAUACAGCCGCUGCUGUCGCCGCUUUCAGUCAACGUGUUGGACGUGCACAAGUCCAUCGUCUGUUGAAGCAUUAUCGAGGAAAAUAUCAAUCUUACAUCAUGAUUCCAUUGAUGGAGAAUAAAAUGAAAUGGGAUAGAUCGAAGAAAAAGAAGUUCCCUGAUAUUGAAAUUGAAAUGAGUAAUACACAUUAUAACGGCAAUGAUGAAAAAAUAACGAAAGAUGAAACGUCCAUACAAAUGAUUCCAUUGUGGUCUACUAAACAGAACAUUGAUACUCCAAAUUUCGGAGUUAAGGAACAAAGUCUCAUUAUGCAAAGCGGAGAUUCUGGGAUCGAAUCUGUACAGGCAAGUCCAGCCCAAAAGGCGAAUAAACCUUGCAGUUCAUCCACAAUUGAUAUGUACGACGUUCCGGGUCCAUCGACAUCAAGACGAUUUAGUUCCGUUUAUCUGCAUCCCGAUCGUGCACGUUUCAAUUAUCCCAGUCCAAUUGCUUCUUGUUCUCGAGAUCACAAUGCAAUCGAGGUCGGCGACUUUGGGAUCGUGGACGGUGGCGGCAACCUUUCGGCUGCGUCGUCGGACGCAUCAUCGCUGAGUGUUCCCGGAUCGGGGGGACCAGGCGGCCACCGUCACAGCAUUCCAUGGGGCCGGCGCCGCAGUUCCACCUGGACUGGCCGGUACUCGGACGCCAUGGAUCCAGAAUUUACGGACUUGCAGCGAAUGACCACCAGAGGCAGCGUGGGCAUGCACAGCCUGUCGGACUCACUGCAUAAGCUGACGUUCACUCAGAGUCUGGCGUUCCCGGAACUGGCGCGCAAGCUGGCCAGCAGGCGACGACAGGAACAGCUACGGGCCGCCAUCAACGACAACAGCCAGGACGACUUCGAGGCGUGUUCUAAGUUUGUCGCCGUGGCCGGCGGGUUCCUGCUCAGCCUGAUGGUGUACUGCGUGGUGAAUAAGUACGGAAAAGUAUAAGGGUGGUCGCCCCGUGGCAACGACCCGGGGCUUAUGGCGGUCUUCGGAAAUCAGACCGCGGCAGAAAUGAAUGCCACCGAGGCCGCAGCUGUAUCCGCCAUCUCUUCGGCGACACGGCCCCACGCGAGCGGGCCGGGGUCUGGGCCGGAUUCGGGGCCAGUUCCGUGGCAGGUUCCGGGGCAGGUUCCGGGGCCAGUUCCGGGGCCGGCGGUCGGCGCCAAAAACGGUGGCGAGGGCAGUGGACGGCGGACCGGCCGCUCACUGUGGAGUUAUAUUAUAGCAAUGGACGUCAUCACCACCAAGGCCAACAACGGCGACCACGGAGGCGUAAAGCGUGGCGAUCCUGACGCCGACCGCGGAGGAAGCGACGAGGGCGGCAGUCCGGACAACGACCACGGAGAAAGCGACAAAGGCGGCAGUCCGGACGAUAACAGGUAGACCGUCCGGCAGUAUAAACGUGUGCGCCAAAUUAUUGACGCGCACGCGCGCUCGUUAUCGCACCGCCACACGCGAUGCACACACACACGAAUUAGUUACAGCCUUGGACGACUGAAAUUCGAUAAAACUAUAAAAGCAAACAUAUUUAAAAGCUCCGUUCGCUUAUAAUAUUAUCUUCGUAGUAACGACACGGUGUGACCGCAUUUCUAUUUCUAGUUCUAGCCCCCUAUUCCCUCCGGAACUCAACGCAAUGCGAUAUUAAAUUAGUGCAGUUGUAUGAAAAUGCAAAUGUGCAAUAUAUUGUGUACUAUAUAUAACUAUAUAAUAUGAGUUAAUGAGCAUCUGCUACUUAUCUACGUGUUUGACUUUAUUAUAUUAUGUGCAGAACGAAACAAAAUAUUAAUAAAUAGGUACUGUAGUAUGAAUACUUGGCGGAAAAUUCAAUUAAUGGCUUAUAUAUCGAAUCGUAAAAUUAGUCGAAUCGGAGUUACGUAAAUAUACUAACAUUGGUGUGUGUGCGGGUGUGUGUCUGUGUGUGUGUGUGUGUGUGUGUGUGUGUGUGUGUGUGUGUGUGUGUGUAUAUGUGUUAAUUAAUUAGAGGUAGAUUUGGUGUUUUAUGCAGUAGAUGGUAUAACAUGGUUUACAAUAAUCCACCCUCUGAAUUCGCCUAAUAAUUCAAAUUAUUAUUAUAUAACGUUAAUAUUCAAUAUUUAUAAGAUAAUAAUUUAGCCAUAAUAUUGUUAUACACAAUAAUAAAUUAGCAACUACACAAGUCGAUGUAUAGGUAAUUGAGUUUUUUUUUUAAACAAUAAAAUACACUCAAAUUCAAUUCUGAGAGAAGCUUUAUUUUUGGCCAAAAAUGUUUAUUGUGUGUCAUAAGAUCUCAGGUCCUUGACGACGCUUUUUACCGAUUUCUGACUUUAUACACUAUAUACUGACUAUAUAGGAUAGAGUACCUAUAUACCUAUAUAGGCACUAACAUAUUUUGAAUAUAAUACCCGUUCAAAGGUCAAUAUAUGUUCACUUUCCAAUCUAUAGAGGUAUGUCGGAUAAAAUUGACGAGUUUUUUUAACUGCUUCCAAAGAAAUCACGUACAAAUACAAAAACAUCGUUGUGAAACGAAUAAAAAUAACCGAUAACCGCAAUGCCAAUUCUUUCCGCUCAAUGUCUUGCAGUAAAACCAGAUAAUAAUAGUAUACCCACCUACGUCAGUCGUUAUGUAGAAACUGUAUUUGACCAAAAUAUAAGUUUCUGGAAUAAAAAUACAUAAAUCAGAAACUCAUUUAUUUGCAAUUCAAAAAUAUUUCAAGUUAACUAAAUUGUUUGAAUAAGUUUGUGACAAAGGAGUUAUUCACGCAAAGUUCAAAAUAGUUAAUGCUUCUCGGGAGUGUCAGUUAUUAUCAUUGCCUUGCCAUUAUAUAGUGUAAAAUGUAACAUUAAACGGGCACCUAAUUGGUAAGAAGGAAUACUGUAUAGUACCAGAUGAGGCCCUAGAAAUACUACGUGGAAAAAAAUGGUUAAACCGUCUUUUAAGUCGUUUCGAAAUUCAAAUAAAUGUAUUACAUUUAACAUACUGUUAUAAUUUAUAUAAAAUAUUUUUUGACGACUACCGCAGUGCGCAACACACUCUUUAUUAUAUAAUAUAUUUUAUUGUUGUAUAUUAUCCAAUAUAAUUAUUCUUGGAAUUGAAAACGUAUAACUAAAAAGUAGUUCUAUUGAUACUUAUUUAUAUGGCAUUUUUAACUGCUUCAAAUGACACAUUUACUUGUGUAGAUAAUAAUAUCUACUUUCAGGGCUCAGACGAAUAUAUGUAUCGAUAACUACCUUUUAUCCCUUAAAUCAUGUUAUGCCACACUUGUUGACGUCAUAUUAUACGAUAUUAGAUAACAAUAAUAAUAAAUAUUAAAUUAUAUAUUAUUAUGUAUAUAAUAUUAUCACUUACCCCAUAAUAUUACAUAAUAUAUUAUACUAUUAGAAUAUUAGUUUAUAGUUUUUGAUGUAUAAAUAAAAUAAAAUACUCAUACAGCUAUAGGUAUAUCCAGUGGUGUAGUUAGAUGAGAAAUGGCCCCGAAGACAUAACGCUAAUAGGCUUGGAAUUAGUAUAAUAUGCAAAAAAAUAUAUGUGCCCAAACACUAUUAAAUAGAAGAAAUAUGACGUCAAAACUUUGAACGGAUUUUGAAAAUUUAUGUUUUUUGGGUGUAUGAACCCGAAUGUGUGUUGUAUAUCUAUAAUGUGUAUUAUUAUUAAAUUUAAUAUUGAUUGUGAUCGAAUUAAACACUUAUAAUUGAGAAUAUUUAUUGAAAACUAUAUCAAUACCUUAAAUUAUUUUAAAGAAGACGUUUCAGAAUUGUCCUAGAGCCCCGGGGGUUCCUAGAACUCUGGGGCACUGCACCGGUUCGCUAUAUGAUAGCUACGCCAUUGGGUUUACCUAUCAUUGCAUACAAUUAUAUAACCCAAACUUACUAUACUAUACUGCAGUUAGUAAAUACUAUUUAGUAUUAAAUAUUAUGUUGCAUACUAUUUGUCUACCUGUGUAAGUGAACGAGUGGAGGCUAAGUUACAAAAAUUAACAUUGUGUGUAUGAUAGUUUUUAAUGCUAAAGUCGUCUUCUUAGACAUAUUAGAUAAUUAUA